AGUUUUGACCCCUCUGUCUCUCCAAAAGCCCCCUUAUUCUCUCUCUCUCUCUCCCUCAUUAACUUCCUGAACAUCUUCAUCCCUCAUAACACACAGAUUAUCUUCUCAUCACAGAUUAUCUUCACACAACAACAACAGAUUCACCAACUGCCUUUCUGUGUGAUUCAACUACACAAAAAUCACCUGUUUUGUUGCGUUUUCUGGAGCUAAUUCGUUCAAUUUUGUUGCUAGAUUGAACUAUUGAAGAUGCUUUGAUCGACCUUCGUUAACUAAAAUGACGUCAUCUGAAGUUUCAAGCAAAGGUAACAGAGACACGCUUUCUUCUUCGUGUAGAAAUGACGGAGUUGCUGAUUCGGUUAACGGCGUUCCGGUCUCCGGUCACGGUAAAGUUGAUGCGGAUAUGGCGCUUUACAAGCAUCUAUGGCGAGCUUGUGCUGGUCCGCUUGUUACGGUGCCACGUGAAGGGGAACUAGUGUUUUACUUUCCUCAAGGACACAUAGAACAGGUUGAGGCGUCUACCAAUCAGGUGGCGGAUCAACAGAUGCCGGUUUAUAACCUUCCGGCGAAGAUACUUUGCCGUGUUUUUAACGUCCAAUUGAAGGCCGAACCGGAUACAGAUGAGGUGUUUGCGCAGAUCACGCUGAUGCCUGAACAGAAUCAAGACGAAAAUGCAGUUAAGAAGGAAACACCGCUGCCUUCAGAAUCGAAGUUUCGUGUGCAUUCUUUUUGCAAGACGUUGACUGCUUCGGAUACUAGUACACAUGGUGGAUUUUCGGUUUUUAGAAGACAUGCUGAUGAAUGCCUUCCUCCAUUGGACAUGUCUAAGCAACCCCCAACACAGGAAUUGGUGGCCAAGGAUUUACACGGAAACGAAUGGCGUUUUAGGCAUAUAUUCCGUGGUCAACCACGACGUCAUCUGCUUCAAAGUGGUUGGAGUGUUUUUGUUAGUUCUAAAAAACUUGUUGCUGGUGAUGCUUUUAUCUUUCUCAGAGGCGAGAAUGGUGAUCUUCGAGUCGGGGUAAGACGUGCAAUGAGGCAGCAAGCAAACAUUCCUUCAUCUGUCAUCUCCAGCCAUAGCAUGCACCUUGGUGUCCUUGCGACAGCUUGGCACGCCAUUCAAACUGGAACAAUCUUUACAGUUUAUUACAAACCUAGGACUAGUCCUGCAGAGUUCAUAGUUCCAUUUGAUCAGUACAUGGAAUCUCUCAAGAAUAGUUACUCUAUAGGGAUGAGAUUUAACAUGAGGUUCGAGGGUGAAGAGGCUGCAGAUCAAAGAUUUACGGGAACUAUUGUUGGGAUUGAAGAACGCGAUCCAAAAAGCUCUUCCGAAUCUAAAUGGAGAUGUCUGAAGGUACGCUGGGAUGAAACAUCUUCCAUUCCUCGUCCGGAUAGAGUGUCCCCUUGGAAAAUAGAACCCGCCCUCAUGCCUCCUGCAAUUAAUACACUUCCGGUGCAAAGACAAAAAAGACCUCGGUCAAACGUUUUGCCUUCUUCUCCUGAUUCCUCUGUUCUCACUAGAGAAGGUUCAUCAAAAAUGGCUGCAACAGACCCUUCACCAGGAAGUGCGUUCUCAAGGGUCUUGCAAGGUCAAGAGUUAUCGACCCUGAGAGCCACUUUUGUUGAUAAUAAUGAGUCAGAUUCAUGCGAUAUACCAAUUCGAUGGACACCUUCUGUAACUACAGAUGAUGAAAAAGUUGACCUUUCCGUUUCUCGAUGUUACGGGUCGGAUAAACUUCUGCCUGUUGGCAGGACUGUUGAAUCCUCCUUCACAGAUCUAUUAUCGGGUUUCGGGUCCACCAACGGUUCCGUAAACGAGUUGUCUACACCAACCAGCGGUAAAACAAAUCCAUGGUCUGUUACACUUACACCCUCCAAUCUCUCACUCAGCGUGUUAGGCAGCAGUAUUAAAACCAAUCUUCAAUCUAGUCAAAUCUCAUACCCGAUAACAAGAGAUGAUAGGUAUAGCGCUUUUGAGGAUUAUACCCUUCAUCCUAGCCAGCAACACGGGAAGUGGCUGAUGCCUCCACCGCUUCCUUCUUAUCUCCAGACGCUUUCUCACUCCAGUGACGUCAUGCGAAAAUCGGUUAAACAAAAUGAAUCCAUGAGACCUAAAGAUGGAAGCUGCAAAAUAUUUGGUGUGCCCUUAGCUGCUAACAGAAAUGCGUCAGAUGUACGUCAGGGUUUGCAACCGCAACAGUACCUUGACUUUGACUCUGAUUUGAGGUCUGAACAAUCGAAGAAGUCGAAACCUGUUAGUAAUUUAGCGACCGGUCAAGAGCAAGAGAAAGAAUACCAGAGCUUCCAGUCAGUUGUGAGGGAUGGUCAUGUGAAACCUCAGACUGUUUCUACAAGAAGUUGUACAAAGGUUCAUAAGCAAGGGAUUGCCCUUGGUAGGUCUGUGGACCUCACUAAGUUUAACAACUAUAAUGAAUUGAUCUCCGAAUUGGAUGAGUUAUUCGAGUUCAAUGGUGAACUAAGGAACGGAAAUCGAAAUUGGUUAGUCGUGUAUACAGAUGAUGAGGGUGAUAUGAUGCUUGUCGGUGACGAUCCGUGGCAGGAAUUCUGUGGCAUGGUUCGGAAGAUGUUCAUUUACACGAGAGAGGAGGUUCAGAGAAUGAAUCCGGGGACUUUACAUUCAAGAGACGACGACAACUCAUCAGUAGCAGAAGCCACGGAUGAAAGGAAACUCGAGAAUGCAUGAGCCUUAAAUAAUAUUCAUAAUUAGCUAGGUGAAUUAACUAUUUGAGCUGCAUUGCAUGAAGACGGUCGAUCCAACUUCUAGAUGGAUUCCAGUCUUGGUAAUAUAUUAUUUUCAAUUUUGGACGCUGAAGCUAAUAUAUAUAUAUAUAUGAUACACAUAAGCGCGUAAUAUAACGAUCCGUGAGAUCGUUUUAUUCUGUAUAGUCUGUUCUGUUCUGUGCUCCAGUUUUUGCAUGAUGUUACAAGUUAUAUGUGAUUGAAGCCUGAACACUCAUCUAGUCAUCUUGUAUAGUUUAUAACAUAUGCUUAUGAUCAUGCACUUUGUUUUUGAGGCCACUUGGAAAGAAUAAAUUAGCUUAUAUAUGAUUUUAUAAAUAUAAGACUAGGUAUUAUGUUUUA
Molecule: messenger RNA, 3099 nt
Organism: Helianthus annuus (common sunflower)
Lineage: Eukaryota; Viridiplantae; Streptophyta; Magnoliopsida; Asterales; Asteraceae
Product: auxin response factor 2B
Exons: 16
Coding region: 275-2701 (808 amino acids)
Biological process (GO): regulation of DNA-templated transcription; response to hormone
Cellular component (GO): nucleus
Molecular function (GO): DNA binding; protein binding
Source: RefSeq, a predicted model, not a curated record